Messenger RNA from Trypanosoma grayi, 1974 nucleotides. RefSeq lists its product as hypothetical. NCBI's taxonomy places the organism in Eukaryota, Euglenozoa, Kinetoplastea, Trypanosomatida, Trypanosomatidae. The coding region runs from base 1 to 1974 and encodes 657 amino acids. The transcript has a single exon. The record is from RefSeq and is a predicted model, not a curated record. Gene Ontology annotation, cellular component: membrane.
AUGGCAAAUCAGCAAGACGAUGUGCGGGACACCCUUGCCCAGAAGGAAGACGGCUUGGCCAACAAAGUGGCGGACAAGGUUGUUAUUGAGACAUUCCACGAUAACAUGGAUCCGCUGAAUGAAGUGAAACGGUUUAGCAUCGUAGCUGUCGCCAUUUUUGGCAGCAUCGCUGCCUCCUUCGCACAUUUCUUCAACCUUUUCAGCGGUGAACUUCAGGAAAAGUACGACCUGUCGCAGCGGGAUCUGUCGACUAUCGGCACUGUUGGCACCGUCUUCUGCUACUUCACGCUGCCGUAUGGUUUCAUCUACGACUACUUUGGACCGGCUCCAAUCUUCGGUAUCGCUGCAGUUAUGUUUCCCCUUGGCUCCCUUCUGCUGGCCUUGGCGUUCAAUGGCUACAUCUACGGUACCGUGGUGCGCAUCAGUGUAUUCAACGCCAUUCUCAACAUUGGUACAAUUAUGUUUGACAUUGGCUGCCAGAUGACGGUACUCAGCAUAUUCCCAUCCAGCCGCGGGGCCAUUGUGGCAGUCAUGAAGACAUUCAAUGGGCUGGGCUCCCCGAUUAUUGGGUCGAUUCAGCUCGCUUUCUUCGACUCGCACCCGGACAACUUCUUCUACUUCCUUAUGGUGCUUGUGGUGGUGAUUGCGACCUCAUGCAUGCUCGUUGUGCGCCUGCCGCCGUACCACCUGACUGGAUACCAGCAAUCGCACCUUAGCGAGGCGGAAAAGACGGAGCGGCUCGCCACCCGAGCACAGUACCUGCGGCAAAAGACACCGAUUCCCAGGUUCGUGGUGGGGCUCUUCAUCGUCGUUGUGCUUAUUGUGUUUCUCCCACUGCACGGGGCCCUCGUCGCCUACCUGGAGCUUGGCCACGAAUACAAGGUGGCCUUCGCAGUUACAAGCAUUGUGUUAACAUUCCUCGGUGCUAUUACAAUGACGCUUCCGCUGAGGAUUCUCGACCGAGAUUAUUGGACAGAGAGGCGACGGAAUCGUCGUAGAGACAUGGCAGCACUGGACGAUAUUGCAGUCGAUCACCGACAGGAACCUCUGAGCAAUGAGGAGAUGAAGGAUGGGAAAGAAGAAAAGGAAGCCACAAAAAGUGCUGUCGUAGAGACGGAAAUAGACUACAUUGCGCCGCAGUACCAGACGACCUUUUAUGAGAGUGUUUGCACAGCGCGACUGUGGGCUGUGUUGUGGACCCUCUUCGCUACAGUGGGCGCGCAGACUGUGAUCAUGCUGAAUGCACGCUUCAUCUUCGCCGCUCUGUCCGGUGAGAAGGUGAGCAACUCGAUGGGAACUCUCCUGACGGUGCUGGAUGGCGUUGGAAGCGCUGUUGGGCGUCUAUUUGUGGGUGCGUUUGAGAUAUGGUCACAACAUAAAAAGCCAGAGGAGCGCAUCCCCAUGACUGUCACGCUCUUUGUGCCAUCAGGCGUGAUGGUCGUUUCGAUGGUGCUCAUCGUCACUGUGCCAGCGGUCGCACUGCCGCUGCCAUAUAUCUUAAGCGCCCUGGCAAAUGGGUUCCGGGCGGGUUUGAUUGUGUUGAUGAUUCGCACCAUCUAUGUCAAGGACAUCGCAAAGCACUACAACUUCUGUUUUCUCUCAACGGUGUUUGCGACGGUUCUCUUGAACCGGUUUGCAUAUGGCGAGUGGUAUACCCGUGAGGCUGAAAAGCUUGGCACGCUUGUCUGCCUUGAGCGCCGUUGCGUGCUCAUGCCACUUCUGCUGAUGCUCGGGAUCAACUGCACCGGCUUCCUUACCACCACAUACGUCCACGUGUCUUACACCCGCUACUGCCGCAAGGUGCUGGCGGAGAGGCGGCGCAUCAAGGAGAGUGCCGUGGUUGGGGAAGGUCCUCUUAUUGAAGAUCGAGGUNCCCGCUACUGCCGCAAGGUGCUGGCGGAGAGGCGGCGCAUCAAGGAGAGUGCCGUGGUUGGGGAAGGUCCUCUUAUUGAAGAUCGAGGUCGUGCCAGCUAA